UCGCUGGGAUUACCAGGCCUGCGUCACCAGGCCUGGUAUUUUAGUUUCGAUCCUAUGUGUUGAUUUUUCAGAUUCAUUCUGAAUUUAUGUUUUUGCUUUCCUAGUAUCUAUCCAAGAGAGUAGGAAUUCAAUUACCUUAGAGGUACCCUAACAUUUUACAAAGUUUUAUAGGGGCACAUGGGAAGAAUGAUCUAAAAUACCCUUCUGGAGUAAACACACCUGACAAUUUUAAUGCACAUACCUUAUAGGUGGCAGUUGGUUGAGAAGAGUUCCUGAUCCCAGACUUGGGCAGCAAAGUUCACACUUCCUGCCAGAAUCAAAGUGCCAGAUGUGCAGGGUGAGGAAGGGAUGGUUUAGGCCUCAACGCUGGCAACGGUCAAGAUCACACUGGAGGCUGACUCUUUAUUAUAUAUGCUGACGUCACUUUUAAGUGUCUGUGAGAGUGAGUCUAAGUGAUCCUAAAAGAGGAUCACAGUUCCUUGAGUGGCCUUCAUGCCUUAAUGCCAAGCCCCUGACCCCGUGGAGAAAAGCUGACUCUUCUUUCUGUUCUGGCCUAGUCUGGGCCCAUUCUCCUCUUGCUUUGCACAAGAGGGUCGCUCCAAGUGAAAACAGCCUGGAACUCCUUGCCCACGCGGUGCCAAUCUUCUUUCUGGGAUAGGAACAAAUUCUUACAUGCCAACAGGUUAGGGCUGAGGUGUGGCUCAGGGGUGGAGCGCCUGCUUAAGGGGCCGAAGCUCAGGGUUCCUUCCUUGCCCCACGGGGGUGGGAAGAGACUGGCGGUGACCGCUGGGAACGUAGGCAGGCAGCUCGGUCACGAGAGGUUCGCCUACUACGUCACUUAGGCCGAAGGGGCGUGGCCUUAGUAAUUGUCCAAUCAGACGCGCCUCUGGGAGGGGCGGGGAGUCGCUACGCAACGUCGCCCCGGCUUUGGUCCUUAGUCUGUCGGCGCUUGUGAAGGGUCUUUCCGGCCAGUCUCCACCUUAGGUUCCUCUGCCGGCAGCCUCCACCCGCAGUAACCUGGUGACCUGGGGCUCCGGUAGCCGUGGGAAGACGUCGGUCAGGACGCCCCGGAAGCCGGAAAUGGGAUUGAACUCAAGUUGGUCUACUACUUAGCCAACAUUACAGAAAUCCCUGACUCUCUGCAGUCAGCAACCUGUAAAUAUUCUGCUGUCACAGAGCUGGUUGGUUCCGUCCGUUCACUGCCCACUGCAGCAGCCUUCUAGCUGCAGUUUGCCCUUGUCUUUGGAGCGGUGUGGAACACCUUUACCCAGUUGCCCUCAGGAACCUCAGAGCCUUGUCAUCACAGUCUCUUCAGGAAAGGUGUGAACUGCACUGACCUUUCUCCAGGAACACAGGCUGAUGUUAUGUUAAAGUCAUGAAGUCAUCCUUUUCUGGGAACACCCAUUUGGCAUUCAUUGAGAGCAUACAAAUACUGAAAAAAAAAUGAACUCAGAAAAAGUGGGCCAUUGCCUCAUAUAAUACCAGGGCCCUAAUACCCCGGUUAAAUUCUUGAAAACAGGGCCUGACAUGAGUAGCCAUUGACCCUGUCAGCACCCACAACAUUUUCUGGAGUUUUGGAUGUUCUGGAGGCAGUGUGUUCCGAGUGCAGGGAUUUUGUGUCACACUGCUUUCAUACUCCAACCUUCACUCUGCCAAAUAACUCCCUGCUCAGUAAAAUGGGACAGAGAGUAAAUGGAAACACUGAGUCUGUAUUAAAUUAAUUCUUGUGCAGAGGAAUAUUAUUUAUUCAGAAGACAAUCUUGCUGUGUGACUCAGGCUGGUCUCAAACUCAGAAUUCUCUCUCCUCAGCCUCUGUGAAGGAAUUAAUCUAUCUUAUCUGUCGAGCUAUCUGUCUGACUUUCGGUACUGGGGAUUGAUCUUAGGGGCACUUAACCACUGAGCUACAUCCCCAGCCCAUUUUUGUAUUUUAUUUAGAGACAGGGUCUCACUGAGUUGCUUAGGGCCUUGCUAAAUUGCUGAGGCUGACUUUGAACUCAAAAUCCUCCUUCCUCAUCUUGCCAAGUCACUGGGAUUACAGGCAUGCAUCAUGGUGCCCAGCUGGACGAGUGUUUUUAUUGAGCUAGUCACAUCUGACUGACUGACAGCCUGGAGUCCUUUAGGAAAGUAUGUUCAGCUGGACCUGGCUACAAGUUGGGUUUCAACAGGCUUUUGGGCCCCUCAUGUUUGGUGACAGGAAAAGAAGAAAAAACUUCCACUUCAUUGUAUAUUCAUUAAAGGCAGAAGACAUGACCCUGGUCAUCACUGCAGUGCUGUGCAAUAUGGACUCAGUGACCUUUGAGGAUGUGGUUGUGAACUUCACCGUGGAGGAAUGGGCUAUGCUGGAUCAUGCCCAGCGGGAACUCUACAGAGAUGUUGUGGGGGAAAUCUUUAUGAACUUGACCUCUAUAGGGGAAAAAUGGGACCAGAACAUUGAAGAUUGGUACAGAAAUCAGGGGAGAAAUUUAAGCCAUCAUAUUAUAGAGAGACUCAGUGAAAAUGGAGAAAGUAGUCAAUGUGGAGAAAUCUUCACCCAGAUUCCAGAUCGUAAUCUGAACAAGAAAAUUCCAACUGGAGUAAAAUCAUAUGAAUGUAGUGUGUGUGGAAUAGUCUUCAUGCCUCAUGCAUCCCUUAAUAGUCCCAUCAGAUCUCACACUGGACAGGAAGUAUAUGAGUAUCAGGAAUAUGAAGGAAAGCCAUAUAAAUGUAAGCAAUGUGAGAAAACCUCAAGUUACUGCUACUCUUUCCAAAUUGAUGACAGCAGUCAUAUUGGAGAAAAACCUUACGCAUCUCAGGAGCCUGAGAAAACCUUCAUUUCCCUCAGCAACCUUGGCGGGUAUAUGCUAACACAUGCUGGAGGUGGACCGCAUAAAUGCAACAUGUGUGGAAAAGGCUUUCAGUAUCCCAGUUCACUUAGAGUACACGAGAGGACUCACACUGGAGAGAAGCCGUAUCAGUGUAAGCAGUGUGGGAAGGCCUUCAGCUGUUUGGCUUCAGUUCGAAGACAUCAAAGAACUCACACUGGAGAGAAACCCUAUAAAUGUAAGGAGUGUGGGAAAACUUUUAGUUCACUCUCAGGCCUUCAAGGACACAUGAUAAGGCACACUGGAGGUGGACCUUAUAAAUGUAAGGAAUGUGGAAAAGCCUUUAACUCUCCCAGUGCACUUAGAAAACAUGAAAGAACUCACACUGGAGAGAAACCUUAUCCAUGUAAACAUUGUGGCAAGGCCUUCAUUUGUUCAACUUCAGUUCGAAAACAUGAAAGGAGUCACACAGGAGAGAAACCCUAUGAAUGUAAGCAGUGUGGGAAAGCCUACAUUUCUCUUUCAGGGCUUCAAGGACACAUGAUAAGGCACACUGGAGUUGGACCUUAUAAAUGUAAAUUUUGUGGGAAAGCCUUUGGCUUUCCCAGUGCAGUUCUAAGGCAUGAAAGUGCGCACGUUGUGUAGAAUUCUGUGACUAAAGAGUAUGGGAAAGCCUUCAUUUCUUCAGGUAUUUGAGGACAAAUAAUCACACACACUGUAGACUGACAGUAUAAAUGUAAGGUGUCCAAGAAAACCUUUUAUUGUCCUAGUUCAUUUCAAAUACAGAAAAGAAUUUGCAUUGGAGAGAAACCCUGUGAAUGCAAUGAAUGUGGACUGGCCUUAGACCAUCAAAAGCUUUUUUGGAAUGCAUGAAAGGGCUCAUGCUGGAGAAAACCUAUGAAUAAAAAGCAAAGUGAAACCUUCAGUUUUCUAGUUCCUUUGGAAACAUGGCAAAAAGCCCUAGGAAGGUAAAAAAUGUGAUAAAGUCCUGGCAAAAAGCCCUAGGAAGGUAAAAAAUGUGAUAAAGUCCUUAGUUUCACUUUCUGAUACAGAUAAGAGCUCAUACUAGAAAGCAACCUUAUGAAUGUAAUAAAUGUGGGAAAGCAUUCUUAUUUCUCACUUUCACAUUUAUAGGAGAGAGAAACCAUGUGGGAAAACUUUUAUUCAUCACAUAAAACUUGAGCAUACAAGAGAAUGCAUAAUGGUGAGAUACCUUAUGAAUGUCAGGGUAUUAGAAUCCCUCCAUCCUUCUAGUUUAGUUCAAAGGCAUAUGUAAAUGUUGUAGAAAAGCCUCCAGUGAUCCCACAUUCUGACCAAAAUAUAUAAGAAUACAGAGUGAAUUCAAACUGAACAGAGGUAGUAUUUUCAGUAUGAAUCCAAAGGUUAUCUGAUUCUUUGAAAACAAAAUUUUUCCCUUUUAGGUUCUUUACAUUGAGAUAAUAGUGUAUUGAAAGAGAAUAUUUAAAAGUAAUAUUAAAUAUUUGAAAAAUAUACACAGUGAAUUGAAAUCCUAAUUUUUAAAACCACAGAAAAGUUUUCAAUUUAGCAAAUAUUUUGAGUCCUGUGAAAAGUCACACUGUAGGGAAAUUCUAUAAAUAUAAUAUGGAAAGCUCUAGUGGAAGUUAGUUUUGUGUGUAAUGCUGAAGAAAAUCCCCAGCACAGAAAAAUUAUAUAAAAUUGUAAAGGCAUUUAUCAUUUUAUCACUUUCCCACAUUUAUCAUUAAAGUGAAUCUGUAGACCAUGGACUUUUCCUUUCGCAGAUUAGCACUGGGGUGAGAGCAUUCUGUAAGUACCCAGUAAAUAAUUUAAUAGUAGUGUUUUUAUUUUUAAGUCAGCUAAUAAAUGUUUUCUUUUUCCAUUUGAA
Molecule: messenger RNA, 4665 nt
Organism: Sciurus carolinensis (gray squirrel)
Lineage: Eukaryota; Metazoa; Chordata; Mammalia; Rodentia; Sciuridae
Product: zinc finger protein 564-like
Exons: 5
Coding region: 2127-3446 (439 amino acids)
Biological process (GO): regulation of transcription by RNA polymerase II
Molecular function (GO): DNA-binding transcription factor activity; RNA polymerase II cis-regulatory region sequence-specific DNA binding
Source: RefSeq, a predicted model, not a curated record